Carlito syrichta (Philippine tarsier) is the source of this 3454-nucleotide messenger RNA. It is a transcript of the gene FAM76B, whose product is annotated as family with sequence similarity 76 member B. The record is from RefSeq and is a predicted model, not a curated record. The transcript is spliced from 8 exons. NCBI's taxonomy places the organism in Eukaryota, Metazoa, Chordata, Mammalia, Primates, Tarsiidae. The annotation marks the transcript as partial.
CAAAACUAACACAAUUUGUAAGAAGUGUGCUCAAAAUGUGAAGCAAUUUGGGACGCCCAAACCUUGUCAGUACUGUAACAUAAUUGCAGCAUUUAUUGGUACCAAGUGUCAGCGUUGCACAAAUUCAGAAAAAAAAUAUGGACCUCCUCAGACCUGUGAACAGUGCAAACAACAGUGUGCUUUUGAUCGGAAGGAGGAAGGAAGAAGAAAGGUUGAUGGAAAGUUGUUAUGCUGGCUCUGUACGUUAUCAUACAAGAGAGUUUUACAGAAGACAAAAGAACAAAGGAAGAGCCUGGGGUCUUCACAUUCCAAUUCAUCUUCUUCAUCUCUUACUGAGAAAGACCAGCAUCAUUCAAAACAUCAUCACCACCAUCAUCACCAUCACCAUCGUCACAGCAGUAGCCAUCACAAAAUCAGCAACCUAAGUCCAGAACAAGAGCAAGGACUGUGGAAACAGAGCCAUAAAUCCUCUGCAGCAAUUCAGAAUGAAACUCCAAAGAAAAAGCCCAAAUUGGAAUCUAAGCCCUCUAAUGGAGAUAGCUCUAUAAAUCAGUCAGCAGAUAGUGGGGGCACAGACAAUUUUGUCCUUAUAAGUCAACUGAAAGAGGAAGUGAUGUCUCUUAAGCGUCUCUUACAGCAAAGAGACCAGACCAUUUUGGAAAAAGAUAAAAAGCUAACAGAACUAAAGGCAGACUUUCAGUACCAAGAGUCAAAUUUGCGAACGAAGAUGAACAGUAUGGAAAAAGCUCACAAAGAAACUGUGGAACAACUUCAGGCCAAAAACAGAGAACUACUCAAACAGGUCGCAGCAUUGUCAAAGGGUAAAAAGUUUGAUAAAAGUGGAAGCAUACUAACAUCUCCUUGAGAAAGUAGUUAUUUGUGUAGUGUUUCCUCUUACAGUGUAAAUUUGGGGGGAAAAUUCUGUGAAGCCCUUAAAUUCUGUGUAGUGGGAAAAUAUUUUUACACACCAAAUGAAUUGGUGUGUUUCCUAUUCACUUUUGUAACUGAUAUACAGCAUUUUUAAAGUUGUAAAUGUUGAAAUAAAACUUCAACUGGUUUGAAGUCACUUUUUAAUUAUCUGAUACCCAGGAACUCUUUUGCCAGCAAUAGUAUAUAUUCACAGUGGUGAGGGAGUGCAUGGUAGUGCUCUUUGUAAAACGCAACAUGUAAUAAUAGAGUAGGGGUGGGUUCGGAAGUCAAGGCAGCAGGGCGUUUGGUUGUUUUGUUGUACACUACACUAAUUUCAGAUAAAUCGUUUUCAGUUUAGAAAUACAGAAACUUUUGAACAAGAAAAAUGGUGAACACUGAUUUUUUGAGAAUUGUGUUUUUACUUUGCAUCAACAUGAAUUUCAGAGAGAGUCAUGGUGCUUUUAUUAAAUGAACUUCAGAAUAUAUGUAAAUGUGUUUCUAAAAAGUUACACCAUUCACAUUACGUAGUAGCUUAGCAUUUUCAUUAUUGGCCUAGAAAUUCAUGUUUAUUGUACAGUUUACAAGGUAAAAUGUGUUUCUGUUUUGUAAAAACUGUAGAUUUUUACUUACAAGUGCCUUUUUGCCACCUAAUGUUUUUAUUUAUAGGAAUGCCAAUCUUUUGUACAUACAGUUUCUUUUAAAAUCAUGUUUAAUAAAUGUUUGUAUAUAAAUGCAUAUGUACAGAAGCCUAUUUCAAAAGGAAAUCAAAAUUGCUAGUAAAAUGUUCGAGAUUGCAUUAAGAACUAACUGAUAACACAUAUAGACUUUAGGAGAUUUGUGGUUUGUUUCUGUGUGAUCAGGGAAGCUUUUGGUCAUUGAAUUCACUUAAUUAUGCCAAAAUACUUCCCCAAAGAUUUAAUUUUAGAUUACUUCUGAGAGAGUCAUUUUAUUUUUUAUGUUAUAUGACUUCAUGAUUCAUAUUUUGUGAGUAACAUGUUUUGCUUUAUGAUUUUUUUAUAAAAUUACUUUAAAAAUUAUGUUUCUAUAAUGGUCCAUGUAUAUGCUUUCCUUAUAAUGUGUGGUUAUCUUAAGUUAAUAUUUAUGUACACCAUACUUAAUUUGUAAGUUUAAAGCAAAUCUGGAAAAAAAAUAACUUUUUAUCUAUCCUGUGAUUAUCUCUGAAUAAAUUGAAAUCUAUAAGAUUCAGGCACUAUUUAUAAGUAAAUUGUCUCAAAGUCUUUAAAAUUGUCUAUAAAAGGUUAAGGCAGGGUGGGAUAAGUUAUGUGAAGUUAUUAACUAAUUAUAUUGUGAUCCAGUGGUUUUCAGCCUGCAGUGGAAUUGUUUAAUGUAAGUUCAGACUUUUAGCUCGACUUUAAAAUCUCAGGCAUUGCUAGAUACACUGUAUAGAGGGAAAGAGUUCCUUGCCUUAGGAAUUUAUGUGCAAAGAUAAAUUUGUUUCAAGUAAACUGUUACAAAAUUCAUCAGUUUUGAAGGUUUUGAUUUUAGACAAGUAUUGAUUAUGAACGUCACAUCAAAGAUUGGCUUUCUUAAAAACAAACACAUCAUGAUUGUAACAGUUCUCUUUAACAUGAUGUGUGUUUUGGUAGACUUCUUACGGUUGUUCGUUAUAAAGUGAUACCAAAUAAUUAUUUGUCCAAUUUGAAAGCAUAGUGUAAUUUUCAAGUGACAGUAGAAGUUUAUUUUUAUGAGACCUUCAUGUAAUCUUCCUUAAAGUUUGUACUCUCAACCAUGCUUGAUAUGCCUUAACAUGGGUUUUAAUGUUUGCAAGAUUUGCUCAAUUCAUAAGAUAGUUAACUACCUUUCUUUAUGAUUUGUAAUGUUUUAUAUUCUUGUUUCAUAGCCGUUGUCAGUCCACAGUGGUCAUUCUUGUUUUACUGUGUCACAGUUCUUAUACCUUGUUGGAGAUGCUACAGAGGAAAGCUGUCUGCCCCCCUCCAGCUUACAUUGAAACUGAAAAUAAUAUAAUUUUAAUUUUAGCUAACGUUAAAAUUGAAGGUAAUUUAAUUUUAACGUUAGCUAACAUUAACAGUCUAAAUAAUAAAACUUGGUAAAUUCCAAGGCUAAAAAUCUUUUAGGGGCUUCACAGUAUUUAGUCCUAAUUAAAUACCCGAUCUUUAUUCUAUGACCUUAUUUUAUAACUUAAGUUUUUUGCAAUUGUAUAAACUAGUAACUGAGUCCCAGUCCUGGAUCUGUAGUGUGUUGACAUAAUGAGCUGAUAUUCUUUGAAUGUGGACCUGUAAGGAGAUAUUAUGGUGUGCUGUAUCGUGCUUUUAGCCUGUUUUCUGCUAUUAAUUAGCAUUUACCGGUGAGGGUCAUUUUGGCUCAAGUUAUUUAUGUAUUAAUAGCCUGUGAAUAUUGCAGUCCUUUUUAGAUUAUAUUGGUCUAAAUAUACAUUCUGCAAUGAACCCGUUAAGCUGUUCACAUGUAUAGACUAUUGAAAUACUGUACUUGUACACAUCUGACUGUUGACAUUUUGUACUUUUUUCUAAAUCCAACAUUUCACAAUAAAAACUUGUCAAAGGCU